Chara braunii is the source of this 1460-nucleotide messenger RNA. NCBI's taxonomy places the organism in Eukaryota, Viridiplantae, Streptophyta, Charophyceae, Charales, Characeae. The record is from the annotation of a GenBank genome assembly.
CUAGGGGGUUGGUCUAGGGGUGGCGAAAGAUACGAUAGGGAACACAGGGUACACAGGGUCGUCGAGAACAUGCAUACGGUGAAGGACGCCAUAGCCGCGGAGAGACUCUACCAGACCUGCCUCAGCGACGAAGGGGUUGGCUUUUCGAAGGGCCAUUGCCGACGACGACCAGUCUUUUGCAUCAUCAAAAGAUUUCAGACGCCCGCGAGCGUAUAGCAGUGACCCGGAUGAAUCUGCCCGUAAUUACGUGCAGAGACUAAUAUAAAAAAAAGGUCCAAGUGUUCAGACGCCCGAGAGCUUAUACCACGAUGGAGGUCAGCACGGCUUUCGUUGUCAAGAAGUUUCUCCUGACUUCAAUGUUCAUGUGGGCUGCACCUUUGAGUGUCCUCUACCUCUUCAGGAUCGAAGCUCUAGACUUCAUUAGAGGGUUGUCUCCAGAGCAUAAGACAUUGUUUUGUGGGUUCACAGCUGUACUAUCCGUUCACAUUGUGGUUGCGGUCUACAUUGCCUUGGCAUUUAUGGAGCCGUCCUCGGGAGUGGUGUGGCGAGGCCCUGAGUAUGGCCUCCUAACCGCCACGCGAGAGGCAGGAAAGAAAAGAGUAGUCAUUAUAAAGCGCCGCCAGUGGCAUGCAGGAGAGUUCCGAGACCACCCCCACAGGCACCCUCAGCAGGAGCAGUCGGACCAAGGAGGUUGGAACAGAGGUUGGAACAGAGGUUGGAACAGAGGUUGGAACAGAGGUUGGGACAGAGAUUGGAACAGGUUGGAACAGAGGUGGGAACAGAGGUGGGAACAGAGGUGGGAACAGAGGUGGGAACAGAGGUGGGAACAGAGGUGGGAACUGAGGUGGGAACAGAGGUUGGAACAGAGACUGAAAACAGAGGUUGGAGGAGGGACUGAAAGAGAAGUUGGAACAGAGGUUGGAACCGGGGUUGGAACCGAGGUUGAAACGGAGGUUGAAACGGAGGUUGGAACAGAGACUGAAAAAGAGACUGAAAAAGAGACUGAAACUGAGGUGGGAACAGAGACUGAAACAGAGGUUGGAACAGAGCAUGGAACUGAGGUAGAACGGAGGUUUGGGAAACGAGGUUGGAGCACAGGCUGUAACAGGCAGACAGGUUCAGAGGUAAGCUGGAACAGUUUCUGGAACUCCUUUACAGGUGCUGUCGGUAGGUGUAGAGAGAUCCUGCAGCUUUGGCAUAGGCAUGUGCAGUGGGACUCUGGGAGAGAACCAGUUCCUGGUGCUUUUCUCUACAAGUGGCUUUAGUGGCAGUCAUGACAGUUGUACACCAUACAGGACAUUUGAUGUAGAGGUUCUAUGUAGCUAUCAAUUGACAUCUAGGGCCCGUGGGGGGAAGAACUGUGAAACGGUAUUCACCAGUUCGCAGUAGCCGAUGCAGAUCCCAGGGCUCGAUCCCUAGUCCCCACCUUACCUGUGUACAGUACCUGUGCCGACCCCGAG